GGGGUUUUAGUUUGAACCGGCCACUAGCCAGCGACCUUCCCAAUUCUAUUAUCUAUCGUGCGCGCGGUUUGUAAAAUUGCCGUAUCUCCGGCGAACCUGAUGGCGAGCAACGGUAGCUCUUCUCCCAAAAAUCCUAAAAAGGCGAAACUGAUGGAUCCAAAUUCCAUUAAACAUCUUCUCGAUGAAUCCGUUACUGAGAUAGUCACCACUCGCGGAUAUGUUGAAGACGUGAGGAUGAGCAAUAUCAAAUUGUUCAUGGGAAUCACCAUCAUCAUCAUCGCUCUUGUUGCUCAGUUCUACCCGAAGAAAUUCCCCCAGAACAAAGAUGUUCUCAUCGGGUGCAUUAUAUUGUAUAUUGUCUUCAAUGGGUUGUUGCAGCUAAUCAUCUUCACGAAGGAAAAGAAUGCGGUCCUGUUUACUUAUCCUCUCCCUGGGUCCUUCAACAGUACGGGUCUGGUAGUUUCUUCUAAAUUGCCUAGAUUUUCUGACAUGUACACACUGACAGUGGCAAGUGCAGAUCCGACAUCAAUCUCGGCUAAGAAACCAGUAGAGUUUACCAAGAGCGUUACUCAAUGGUUUACCAAGGAUGGCGUUCUCGUGGAAGGUCUGUUCUGGAAAGAUGUUGAUGAACUAAUCAACCAGUAUGCCGGAGAGUCCAGGAAGAGCAAAUGAAUUGACGCUAUUAACCUUUGUGCAAUAGUACAGAGGCAGGGUUCAGCAGCACCAUUCCUAGGGUGCUACUCCCAGUCUUAGGAAUUAGAAAUCCUGGAUAUCACAGAGGUUUUGAGUGAAAUCAACCAAAUUUUACUUGAUAAACAGUUCACUAACAUGCACUCGCCAUUAAGCGUAGCAUAACCAUUUAAUCCAUCCUCUUUAUGAGCUUAUUGGGUAUCGAUUCAUUGCAUUA
Molecule: messenger RNA, 907 nt
Organism: Nelumbo nucifera (sacred lotus)
Lineage: Eukaryota; Viridiplantae; Streptophyta; Magnoliopsida; Proteales; Nelumbonaceae
Product: signal peptidase complex subunit 2-like
Biological process (GO): protein targeting to ER
Cellular component (GO): membrane; signal peptidase complex
Source: RefSeq, a predicted model, not a curated record